Molecule: messenger RNA, 2928 nt
Organism: Ceratina calcarata
Lineage: Eukaryota; Metazoa; Arthropoda; Insecta; Hymenoptera; Apidae
Gene: Cog1
Product: conserved oligomeric Golgi complex subunit 1
Exons: 9
Coding region: 71-2791 (906 amino acids)
Biological process (GO): intra-Golgi vesicle-mediated transport
Cellular component (GO): COG complex; Golgi apparatus
Source: RefSeq, a predicted model, not a curated record
UAAGUCUGGUUACGUGGGACAUGGUGGAAUAACCGUACGAGAAUCUACGAGCAGACGAACUGUCAGAAGGAUGACAACAACAAAUUAUUUGGAUUUGGAUAUCAAUAAAUUAUUUGAGGAGCACACGAUCAAAGAGAUCGAGGCGAUUCAGAAAAAAAUCCAGCAUGAAAGUGACAGAAAGAAAAUUGAACUUAGGACACUGGUUGGAGAACGGUAUCGUGACCUGAUAUUGGCUGCAGACACAAUUGGGAAAAUGAAGAUAACGUCCGAACGUGUUAUCUCAAGGAUUGCUAAUAUAGAAGACAAGUUUGGAGAGUUGCAGAAAAAAUAUUUGAUCGGUUUUAAAAUAGAUCCAAAUGAGAACGAAAAUGAGAGGAACGUGGAAGGAAUCCAAGACUCUGUCAUCAUUCAAAUAAAAAUCCUAAUGGAUAUACCGCAGUACAUUUGGUCUAACAUAGAAAACAAAGAUCUCCUGUUCGCCACGCAGUUGUACCUAGUAGCGCAACACAUAAAUUAUAGUCUACUAUUCGAAGUAGGAAACACAGAGCUGUCUAUUAAAUAUCCCAUUGUAUCUAAGCAAUGGGACGUUAUUAGUCACUUCAAAAAUAUCAUAUUUAACGAAUGUAACAAUGUGCUGGAGUCACUGGAUGUACAACCAGAGAGCAUUGCGAAUUGCUUGGCAGCACUCGUAUUACUAAACGGAACCUCGUUCCCAGACUUAUUGGAGAAAUUAAUAUCGAUGCGUAAUCACGCGAUUCGAUCUGUCGUAACUGACGAGAACGACAGCAGCGUGAAAACUAAAAUAAAAUCGUGCAUCGAGAUAUUAAUUCAAACGAUCAAUCUGAUUUAUUCUUGUUUCAUAACUACGGAAAAUCAAUCGGAGGGCCUCGUCUCGCAGUAUUUGACAAGAAUUCAAGACCAGGAAGCGUAUUCUCUGCUUUCUCAACUGGAUUUGAAUCAAGAAUUACUAAUGGAAUUUCUGCCGGCAGUGACGAAACAGCAUAAACCGUUCGCUGUACAAACUUCUGAGAACUUUUCUAUAUCCGAUAUUCAAAGGAGCAUCAAAUUCUGGCUCGACUGGGUCGCCGAAUUUUCUAAUCGCGAGAUCACGAAACUUUUGAAUCUAAUAAUAUCCAUCAAAGGCUUGUACUACGUUCGCGAGGAAGCAGUCAGUAUCAGCCUGCCUGAGAAUUGGAAUUCAAUAUGGGAGAAACUUUCUUUGCCAAGGAUAACUUUUUGGGUGGAAUUCUUCCAACCCUUAAUAUCCAGCCGAGUUAAAAGUAUAAUAAAUGAUAAAUGGGCGGAAGCUGUGACCACGUUAAAAUCCGACGUGGUCGAUUUACUAGCCAAAGUAAUAAACGAGAAGUUCGAAUAUCCGGAACACGAUUUGCGAUGGUUUAUCUGGAAGGAUUCUCCGAGCGAUAUUCCGCAGAAGCUCAGCAAGAAUGGAGGCUUAGACAAUAAGAGAUCUCUACUGAUGAAGACCAAAGGAUAUUCACCGAAUAUUCUCAAAUUAUGCGAACAUUUUGAUACGAACUUACAUGCUCUACUCGCGGAUCUCGAGCAAUACUUAUACGAAACGGAACGCGUGAUGUCGAUCAAGGAAAACUUAUUAUCUACGAACAUAUCUUUGAUAUCUGAUACGUUUUCCGAUCGCACGGAGAUUCAAGAACAUCUACAGAUCAUCAGCACUAAUAUGAUCGACGAUGUUAUCAAUUUUACGAAGACCACGUGCGUCAACGAAAAACCGGAACACGGUCAGCGUGAUAUAAACGCGAUCGUGAUGGCCAGAUUCCUUUUAGCAUUGACGACGCUUAGCUCAAAUUUAAAUAAGUGCUUCACGCUCUCAAAAGUCUCCGGAUUAACCAUUACGAACCUUAAAUGGCAGACGGUCUGUGAUAAAUUGAAAGACGAGAGUAUUUCCGUCUGGUUGAUCUGGGCGAGAACGUAUAAAGCUAAGAUAAGCGAGCAUAAGAAUAAGUUUGUAUCAAAAGAACUGUUGAACGGUUACCCGAUACAUUUAAUCGUAUCGGAAUGGGAAAAGGUAACGAUCGAAGAAGACUCCGGCGAAGGCAAGAGGAUAAAAUCUGAGAUUCUAGUACCGUAUCAGCCGUCCAUACAACAACAAAAAUUCCUAACGGCGGUCAACAAAGAUUUAAAUAAAAUAAUACCACACACACUUCCGAAGAAAGUGUUACACGAAAUUAUAGAACACGUUGCAGCGGAAUUGUUGAACUAUUAUCUAACUACGUCCAGUAAAGUGAAUCUUUCACAGAAACAAGCCUUCCAAGUACUGUUCGACAUCAAAUAUUCUAGUUUACUCAUGAUACCAAGAGAGAACAAAAAUCUGUCCGAUCUAUCGAUUAAAGCCUGCGACAAUGUACUCUCCAAAAUCGAUCCGUUCGAUUACGACCUUUUCAAUCCCUUCAUUCACACCAACGUGAAGAAAAGCGUUCAAAGAUCUCUGCUUAUAUUCGGCAAUCUAGUGCCUCAUUUGGAACAAUUGCACUCGAUUUUGGGUGCACGAAGCGAGUAUACUAACGUUGAGGGUGUGAAAUCAGAUUUACCAUCGGUGCUUGCAUUGUGCACAGGUGCACCUUGGUUCCCACCCCUGACAGUGACCGCCCCGGCAAGGAAUUUACCCCUCGUCGCUGUCACUUUGCCCGAGAAAGCACAGCGAAAGAAGCCGACCAAAGAAAAUACGAAAAGCGAUUCUGCUGGAGCGACUAUAAAAUCCGGUGCAGCCGCAUUUUUCGGAGCCAUGGGCUCCGAUUGGUUCAGUAGUAGCUAAUUUAUUUAUUUAACGCGAACUGUAAAUAUCUUACUACGUGUAUUGUACAAUAAGCUAGGCAUGCCGUGUAAAUACCGUAAGAUCGCCUUUCGACAGAACUUGUCAGUAUUGAAUAAAAUAUUUUAUACACUCUCAGA